Dendrobium catenatum is the source of this 5192-nucleotide messenger RNA. Its product is annotated as putative ABC transporter C family member 15. Gene Ontology annotation, cellular component: vacuolar membrane; plant-type vacuole. Gene Ontology annotation, molecular function: ATP hydrolysis activity; ABC-type transporter activity; ATP binding. The record is from RefSeq and is a predicted model, not a curated record. Gene Ontology annotation, biological process: transmembrane transport. Bases 207 to 4781 code for a protein of 1524 amino acids. The transcript is spliced from 11 exons. NCBI's taxonomy places the organism in Eukaryota, Viridiplantae, Streptophyta, Magnoliopsida, Asparagales, Orchidaceae.
UUCUCUGCUUUCUCCAACCCCCCUUCUCUCUCAUCUUUCUUCUGGAGAAGCAUUGCACUGAAGAGAGAGAGAGAGAGAGAGAGAGCGAGAGAACUAGAGCUUUUCUCCAUUUGAUCUCUAUGCGCUGAAGAGGUUAACAAAAAAGGAAACAAAGAGAACAAAGGGAACGGUUGUUAGUGCUGUUUUGCACACUUGCCCAGUUAAAAAUGUUCGAUUUAGCAAGAUUCCAACUAAUUUCACACUGGAAAGAAUGGUUGCAGACGAGUUCCCCAUGCUUUUGGAACGGCAUUUUUAUACUCCUUGAUCUCUUGUUCCUCAUUGUUUUUUCAGCUCAGUUCAUAUUUAAAAUAAUUCUUAAACAUAACGCAAGAAAAUCAAAAAACCUGGAGGAAGAACCAAAAAGCUUAGUAGGAAAAGCUAUUCCUGGAAGCAUAAGAGUGGGAAAAUCAUAUCAAACCAGCAAAUGGUGUUGCUCAUUGAUUCUGGUUUGUCAAAUUCUGGAGCUCAUAUUGUUGUCAUCAAAAGGGUCUGAAGUUCAAUGUGAACUCUCAGUAUUAGUUUUGUCUGAAAUAAUGAAGGCGCUAUCAUGCAUCGUUAUGCUAGUAGCCAUUUUCAGUUUUCGGAUAAAAGCUACCAUCAAAAUCCCAUGGACAAUUAGAUUAUUGUGCUCAAGCAUCUUCCUCCAGUCCGCAACCAGCUUAGUUUUCAAACUCCAGUUUAUCCUUUCACGCAAGCUGAACAUCGGAGCAGAAGAAAUUUUAAAUAUGAUAUCUCUUGUUUUCUGCAUGAGCCUAACAGCAAUAACAAUCAGGGGGCAAACAGGGAUCAGCUUAACCUCAAGUAGUGUAACAGAACCGCUGCUGAAUGGUUCGGUGGAAAAGCAAACUGAAACGAAAAGAGAAUGCCCAUAUGGGAGAGCAAGUCUUUCUGAACUCGUUACUUUCUCCUGGCUCAACCCAUUAUUUUCCAUUGGAAUCAGGAAACCACUGGAACAGCAUGAAGUGCCUGAUAUUGAUGUAAAAGACUCUGCGGAGUUCCUAUCACAUUCUUUUGAUAAAUGUCUCGAAGAAGUGAAAGAGAAGUAUGGAUGGACGAACUCAUCUGUUUACAGGGCGAUGUUCUUAUUAAUCCGAAAGAAGGCUGUAAUCAAUGCAUCUUUUGCAAUCGUAAGCGCUGCUGCUUCCUAUGUUGGACCUUCAUUGAUAAAUGAUUUUGUAAGUUUCUUAGGAGGGAAGCGGAAUCACAGACUACAGAAUGGAUACAUUCUUGCACUGGCAUUUCUUAGUGCCAAGUUUGUGGAGACUGUGACUCAAAGACAAUGGAUUUUUGGAGCUCGACAGCUUGGUCUGCGUCUGAGGGCAGCUUUGAUUUCUCACAUUUAUCAAAAAGGAAUUCAUCUAUCAAAUCAAUCUCGACAGAGUCAUACUAGUGGGGAGAUUAUCAACUAUAUGAGUGUUGACAUCCAAAGAAUCACAGAUAUUAUGUGGUAUGCAAACGUUAUAUGGAUGCUUCCCAUUCAGAUCUUGCUAGCAAUUAAUGUGCUUCAUAAAAAUCUGGGCCUUGGGGCCUUCGCUGGAUUAGCAGCUACAUUCCUUAUAAUGGCAGUGAAUAUUCCACUUACACAACGGCAGAAGACAUUUCAGUCCAAAAUUAUGGAAGCCAAAGAUGAUAGAAUGAAAUCAACCGCAGAGGUUCUCAGGAACAUGAAGAUUCUCAAGCUUCAAGCAUGGGACACGCAGUACCUUCUCAAACUAGAAAACUUGCGUAAAAUUGAAUGUGACUGGCUGUGGAAAUCUCUUAGACUUCAAGCAACUUCUGCUUUUAUUUUCUGGGGUGCACCAACAUUCAUCUCAGGAAUCACUUUCGGGGCAUGCAUAAUGAUGGGAAUCCCUCUAACAGCGGGGAGAGUUUUGUCUGCAUUGGCAACAUUCCGAAUGCUACAAGAUCCCAUUUUCAACCUUCCUGAUGUGCUUUCAGCAUUAGCCCAGGCAAAAGUUUCUGCUGACAGGAUAGCUUCCUACCUAAAGGAAGAUGAAAUAAAAUCUUAUGCAGUAGAAGUCAUUCCCAAAAAUGAAACAGAGCUUGACGUUGAAAUAGAAGAAGGGAUGUUCAGCUGGAACUUGGAAUCUGAAUCUCCAACGCUUCAAAAUAUACAGUUGAGAGUAAGAAGAGGGAUGAAAGUAGCUAUAUGUGGGUCAGUUGGUUCAGGGAAGUCUAGUCUAAUAUCAUCCAUUCUUGGAGAGAUACCAAAACUGGGAGGGAGAGUAAAAAUAAGUGGCAGCAAAGCAUAUGUUCCUCAGUCCCCCUGGAUAUUAACUGGCAAUAUAAGGGAAAAUAUUCUAUUUGGAAAUCCAUAUGACCAUGAUAAGUAUGAAACAACUAUCAAGGCCUGUGCUUUAACAAAGGAUUUUGAGCUCUUCGCCAGUGGAGAUCUAACAGAGAUUGGAGAACGAGGAAUCAAUAUGAGUGGUGGUCAGAAGCAGCGAAUACAAAUUGCAAGAGCAGUUUAUCAGGAUGCUGACAUAUACCUUCUUGAUGAUCCUUUCAGUGCUGUGGAUGCUCACACAGGAAACCAACUAUUUAAGGAAUGCCUUAUGGGGAUUCUAAAAGACAAGACUAUUUUCUAUGUUACCCACCAAGUGGAGUUUCUUCCAACAGCAGACCUUAUCCUGGUGAUGCACAAUGGAAGGACAGCACAGGCUGGAAGUUUUGAUGAGCUUUUGGGCCAAAAGACAGGAUUUGAGGUUUUAGUAGGGGCUCAUAACCAAGCUCUUCAGUCAAUCUUCAAUGCAGAAAACUCAAGCAGAAGUUUUCAAACUGAAGAUGGUAGUACAGAAAGAAACUCAACAACUGGUGAAUGUGAUUUAGAAAAUUCUGAAGACACUCAGCUGCAAAGUAUUGAAAAGCAAGAGUCUGCUCAGGAUAUUUCUCAAGAUGUUGCUGAACGAGGAAGAUUGACACAAGAAGAGGAAAGAGAGAAAGGAAGUAUUGGUAAAGAGGUUUAUUGGUCAUACCUGACUGCUGUGAGACGUGGGGCUUUAAUUCCAGUCGUAAUCACAGCACAAUCACUCUUCCAGAUACUACAAGUGGCAAGUAACUACUGGAUGGCAUGGGCUUCCCCUCCAACAACAGAUGAGCCGGAAAAAAUAGGAACAAGUUUACUUUUCACAGUAUAUAUAAUUAUGUCACUUGGAAGCGCAAUUUGUGUGCUGGUACGGGCAAUGUUAGUAGCAAUAGUUGGUCUUUUGACAUCACAAAAGCUUUUCAAAGGAAUGCUUCACUCUCUGCUUCGUGCACCAAUGUCCUUUUUCGAUUCAACACCAACAGGACGAAUCUUAAACAGGGCCUCAACAGACCAAAGUGUGCUAGACUUGGAGAUAGCAGGAAGAUUAGGAUGGUGUGCCUUUUCAGUAAUACAGAUCCUUGGGACCAUAGCAGUUAUGUCACAAGUUGCAUGGCCAGUUUUUGUUCUAUUCAUCCCAGUGACAGGCAUAUGCUUCCGGUGUCAGCGAUAUUACAUACCAACAGCAAGAGAACUUGCUCGACUGUCAGGAAUCCAAAGGGCUCCAAUCCUUCAUCAUUUUGCAGAAUCUCUUGCGGGAGCUGCAACUAUCAGGGCAUUUGGACAAGAAGACCGCUUUACAAAUGCAAACCUCAUUCUUAUUGACAAUCACUCAAGGCCAUGGUUCCACAAUGUAUCUUCAAUGGAAUGGCUUUCAUUCAGAUUGAAUAUGCUUUCCAAUUUUGUAUUUGCGUUCUCUCUAAUUUUGCUUGUAAGCCUUCCUGAAGGAUUUAUCAAUCCAAGUAUUGCAGGAUUGGCAGUCACUUAUGGUCUUAGUCUCAAUUCCCAGCUGGCAUCUAUCAUCUGGAACAUUUGUAAUGCUGAAAAUAAAAUGAUCUCAGUAGAAAGAAUUCUGCAAUACUCACGGAUCCCCAGUGAAGCUCCUUUGUUGAUAGAAGAAAACCAACCACGACAAAAUUGGCCAGAAACUGGAAAUAUAAGAUUUAUAAACUUGCAGGUUAGAUAUGCGGAGCACUUGCCAUCAGUCUUAAAAGAUAUCACAUGUACAAUACCAGGUCGGAAGAAGGUUGGUGUGGUAGGAAGAACAGGAAGUGGGAAAUCAACUCUAAUCCAGGCACUUUUCCGCAUUGUUGAACCCAGAGAAGGCUUCAUCUUAAUUGAUGGUGUGGACAUCUGCAAGAUAGGUCUUCAUGAUUUGCGGUCGAGGUUGAGCAUCAUUCCUCAGGAUCCAACAUUGUUUGAGGGGACAGUAAGAGGAAACUUUGACCCAUUGAGGCAGUACUCGGAUCAAAAAAUAUGGGAGGUAUUGGACAAGUGUCAGCUUGGUGAAGUGAUACGCAGCAACGACAAGAAGAUAGAUUCAACAGUUAUUGAAAAUGGAGAGAAUUGGAGUGUUGGGCAGCGACAGUUGUUUUGCCUGGGAAGAGCCUUGCUCAAGAGGAGCAGUAUUCUUGUUCUUGAUGAAGCAACAGCUUCUGUGGACUCUGCUACAGACGGAAUCUUACAAGAGACCAUUCGCCAAGAAUUCAAUGAAUGCACUGUAGUUACCAUAGCUCAUAGAAUUCACACUGUCAUUGAUAGUGAUCUCAUUUUGGUUCUUAGUGAUGGAAGAGUUUUGGAAUAUGACACACCAGCAAAGCUACUUGAAAGGGAAGACUCGUCAUUCUCAAGGCUCAUAAAGGAGUAUUCAAUAAAAUCGCAGAGAUAUAACAGACAUUCUACCAUUCAAGGUUCAAAGGAAAUCCCUUUGGAUAUCUGAACUCAGCUGAUGAAUAAUGCUCAUUAAGGUGAAGAAGACGAUGACCAUCAACAACAUUAAUAAUAAAGUAACUCCUUUUCAAGAGCAUGAAGAUUGAAUCAAUGACGACCAUGGAUAUGAGCAUCCAGGUCAAGAACAAAUCUUGGUUGAACUGUAUUAAACUAAAAUACACUGAGAAAUGGACCUAAGGGUCAGGAGGUUUCUAAUGCAUUACUUAUUUGGUAGACCAUAAGAAAUCUUUAUUUGAAUCUUUAUUUGGUUAGCGGCGCUAAAGCCUACAGCAGCAUGUACUAGCCAAGAAAAAAGCAUUCAUAAAUUUUAAAACAGAAUUAAAAAUUUUGUAAACAUCCAUUUCGCCAGAGGCAUGCAUACUUCAAAUUCUUCAUAACCAACUUAUAUUUUUGCUUCUUC